UUACAUUUGCGCCUUUUUUUCUAAAUGGUCACUCGUUCUUUCCGCAACACAGUUUUAUUUUUAUAUUAUUAUAUUAUUUAUUUAUUAUUUUAAGUGCAAGAAUAAUUAAUUUAUUAAAAUAUGGAAAUAUAUUGUUUGAUUUGUUUACAGUCUUGUUUAAAUUUAUAAUAUAUUCAGUUCAGAUUUAUGAGCUAUGAUUAUUUUCCUUUUCCCUCGAAAGCUCGAUCCUACACCUGAUUCACACUGGAGUACAAGCGAGUGCAGUUAAAAUGAACACACCUGAGCGUCGCAUUGGUCAUUCCAUCCUGUUUUAAUGAAUGGAGUACGUCACGCGUCAUACGGUUGGGUGUAGCUCGGUACAGUUGGAGCGCUUGGGUUAAGGGUGUUGUCCGUGUCCGAUUGAUUCAAAAAUAAAUGUUUUAAAGGAAAAUGUGGUUCAAGUAUCACGCGUUAGUGGUGUCCCUGUGCAGUUUCUUAUCAUACCAGACUAAUGGCCAAUCGAUUGUAUUCCUCAACAAUACGGUUACAUGGUGCACAGUUUCUGAGGGCGAGCAGAACAAGUGCGAGGCAUUUGGCAGAGCGAUUGAUCGUGAGAGAGGCUCGUUCGGCUUGAGCUAUUUCUCGCUGCGCUGCAAGCGAGCUUUCAACAAGGAGGAAUGUAUGACCAUGCUGGACCACGAGAAAGCACAGAUAACAACGUUAGACGCCGGGGAGGUGUUUAUAGCGGGACGAUACCACAGUCUUAUUCCAAUCAUGCAGGAGAUAUACCAGAGCGGUGUGAAUUACCAGUACGCCGUCGCAGUGAUCAGGAAAGGCUCUCUGUCCGAUGUGCAGAGCUUGCAUAAUCUCAGAGGCAAGAGGGCCUGUUUCGCUGGUGUUGGAACAUUGGCAGGCUGGGUUAUUCCCAUUAAUACUCUCAUGAAAUAUGGAGGAAUGGAAGUUAUUGACUGCAACAACCACGUGAAGUCAACGAUCAAAUACUUUGGUCCCAGUUGUGCAGUGAACUCGUUAAUCGACAAGUAUAAUCCGCUUGGCGAUAAUUCCGAUCAGCUGUGCAAGCUCUGCAUCGGAAAGAUACCUGGUGGCAAGUGCACGACUCAAGAUCCUUACUCGGGAUACGAGGGCGCCUUCCGUUGUCUGGUCGAGGCGGGCGAGAUAGCCUUCUUGGUGCACACAACCGUGGAGGAGAUGACCUCGACGACGUUCGACUUCAGUUCCGUGAAGAAGGAGCAGUUCGAGCUGCUGUGCAGGGACGGAACCCGCAGAGCCGUCGACGAGUACAGGACCUGCAACUGGGGCACCGUGCCGUCGCGCGCGAUAGUCACGUCCUCGGCGACCAACUUCGAGAUCCGCCGCAUGUACCAGAGAUUCCUGGAGAGAGCCGUGCGGUUGUUCCAUAAGAGUAAGAACGACACGUCCGGCUUCAAUCGGAACUUGGACAACAAUCAGAGAGGAUUCCGAGGAGAGGAUCUCGAGAAUCGCGCGGGGCACAAGUUCGGCGAGAGCGACUUCAACAGGGGCGGCUACAACAAUCCAAACGAGUACAACACCGACCGAACGUGGGACCGCAAUGGAUUCGAUCGACGUUACGGCGGCGCCGACGGCGGAUUCAACUCGUGGGACAGGUCCAAUGACACGUGGGACCGCAAUGGAUUCGAUCGACGUUACGGCGGCGGCGACAGCGGAUUCAACUCGGACAGGUUCAAUGACACGUGGGACCGCAAUGGAUUCGAUCGACGUUAUGGCGGCGGCACGAGCAAUGACACGUACGAUUACUACAACCGGGAUCACACCGAGCCUACGAACGUACAUCCCAUAGAGGUGUUCGACCUGUACGAGUCGGCUCCUAGAUAUGGAAUGCAGCACAAUCUCAUCUUUUCUGACUCCGCUCGCGACUUCGUGCAACUGUCCGAGAAGGACCAGACGUACACUGGUUACUUGGGAAGAGCCUUAGAUCAAAUACUGGGAGUACGCCAUUGCCCGGUAAAUCGGAUGGCGUUGUGCGUCACGUCUGAUCCGGAAAUGGAGAAAUGCGUGAAAAUGAAGAUCGCCUUAAAAGCCCAGCUGUUGAAGCCGGAAUUGAUUUGUCACAGAGGCCACAGUCAGAUCAAUUGUAUGCAAUCGAUACAGAACGGGAUUGCUGAUGUAGCCGUGCUGGACGCCAGCGACGUCUACACUGCCGGCCUACGCUUCGACCUGAUUCCGUUUAUAUCGGAGGUGUACAAUCUCGGCACGCCGGAUUAUUACGUCGUCGCCGUCGCCAAAGAGGAGGACGACAAUACGGAUCUGACGUACCUCAAGAACAAGUAUACUUGCCACACCGGAAUCAACAUGGCCGCGGGCUGGGUUUAUCCGCUGGCGUACCUCAUCUCGAAUAAGUGGAUCAGGGGAUACGGCUGCGAUUCCGUGCGCGCCGCUGCUGAAUACUUCACCAAGUCCUGCGUGCCAGGCGCACUCAGUACCGAGUACAAUACAGGCGUGCCUUACGAUAACAUGUGCGACUUGUGCCACGGAGUGAGCUACAGAUACUGCCGACGGGACGCUUCUGAGGAUUACUUCGGGUACACCGGCGCGUUUAGGUGCCUGGUGGAGGGAGGCGGAGACGUGUCCUUCGUGAAACACACGACGGUCGCGGAGAACACCGACGGCAAGCGCAAGGAGUUCUGGGCGCGCAACACCUUCACGAAGGACUUUCAGUUACUCUGUCCGGACGGUACGCGCCGGCCGACUACGGACUACGUGAACUGCAACCUCGGCAAGGUCGCCGCGAACGCGAUCGUCACGCGCGGCGGCUAUUACGGCUAUAACCAGACGCAGAUCAACGCUUACAUAAAUCUGUUCAUAUACGCGCAACAGUUCUAUGGCCGGAAGGAGCAGGACGAGUUCAGUUUCAGCAUGUACUACAGUCAGCCGCCUUACAGCGAUCUCAUCUUCCAGGACGCUACGCAACAGCUGAUCGUCAUCCCGCCGGAGAAGCGGGAGUACAGCGCGUACCUCGGGCAGGAUUUCAUGCGAGCCAGGAGAAUUGUCGAUUGCAACGCUGGCGCGUCCGCUAUAAGCUACUCGAUUUUCGCGACGACGGUCAUGAUCAUGUUCACCUUCGUGUUUGGUAGAUAAGGCGCCGGAGGACUGAUCGGGAUCGCGAACGAGAAGAGAGAGAUCUGAGAUAUAAUAUAGUAGAUUUUAUCAUUGUCAACGCAUACAAUAUCUGCAUUUUUUAUCCGCAAUGUAAACUGCUGUUAAUAUCAGUAUAGAUUCUAAAUUUAUCGAGUAUUGUUUUAGAAAUAUUUUAUAUAUAUAUAUAUAUAUAUGUAUACUUAACAGUACAAAUGUGACUGAAAGGGAUAGAGUUAAAUAUGUAAAUUCCAUGGCUGCCUUUACAUCCAGCUAGCACAGCUGUAUAUUUAAACGUAUCCGUCCAAAAUGAGCAAUUUAUCGAUCUGCUAAUUUUAAGAAUUAACAUUAUUUAAGAUUUGAUACAUGUAUAUUUUAUACCGUCCACGCAUUAACGUUUUAUAAUAAAUCCUUGUAAAAAGUGUUUGGUCCACUUUUAUUAUUGUAUUAUCGUAUAAUAGAUUGGAAAAAAGUAAAUAAUAUAUUAAAAGAAAAACAGUAAUAAAGGAGUAAAAAAUUAGAGCUCGCGUUUUUGUAUAUCACGAGGCACCAGUUAAUUGAUACACGCGAUAUAAAAAUAUUGAAAUUACAAUUGAAUAACGGGCGAGAGAAGAAGACCACUGCUUUGGCUCUCAAAAACGUCAAACCUUAAAUUUUGAUCAAAAUUUUUAAAGUUUACAGUUUUCUACCCAAAAAUCAAGUAACUUUACCUAAGAUAUUGUAGAUUAAAACAUUUUUCUAAUCACAAAGUAAUUUAUUAUUGAAGAAAAAAUACAAUAAAAAAAUACAGCGAUAUGAAUAGUGACGUUUUAUCAGC
Messenger RNA from Ooceraea biroi (clonal raider ant), 3931 nucleotides. It is a transcript of the gene Tsf2, whose product is annotated as transferrin 2. Gene Ontology annotation, biological process: iron ion transport. NCBI's taxonomy places the organism in Eukaryota, Metazoa, Arthropoda, Insecta, Hymenoptera, Formicidae. The record is from RefSeq and is a predicted model, not a curated record. Gene Ontology annotation, cellular component: plasma membrane; early endosome; recycling endosome.